Molecule: messenger RNA, 642 nt
Organism: Entrophospora sp. SA101
Lineage: Eukaryota; Fungi; Glomeromycota; Glomeromycetes; Entrophosporales; Entrophosporaceae
Source: the annotation of a GenBank genome assembly
AUGACAGAACUUGGUAGACGACUAAAUGUAAGACAAGUUGUCAUAUCAACGGCAAUUAUAUACUUUAAAAGAUUUUACGUAAAAAAUUCAUAUAGAAGUGUUGAACCAAUGUUGGUAUUGACAGCAUGUAUGUAUUUAGCGAGCAAAAUCGAAGAAUUUCCACUUCAUAUCAAGACAGUUACUGCUGAAACAAGAGGACUUAAAAUGAAUAGGUUUACUUAUAAUAGUCAAGAAGUGGCAGAAAUGGAAUUUUAUUUAUUAGAAGAAUUGAAUUUUAAUAUGAUAGUCUUUCAUCCUUAUCGUUCACUUAUUCAAAUUUCAAAAGCUUUUGGAACCAAACAUGAAGAUGUUAAAAUGGCAUCUUAUAUAAUAAACGAUACAUAUAGAACAGAUUUAUUUGUCACUAGAAGAAAUUCAAGAAAAUCAAUUAAAAAUGAAGAAAUCAAUAAUAUCAAUAAUGGUAACAAUUAUAAAGAUAUUAAAGAUAUUAAGAAAUGGUUUUCUGAGUUAAAUGUUGAUAUGGAACAGGUUGUAGAGAUUGUACAAGAAUUAAUUGUAUUAUAUGAUUUUUGGAGUGAAUAUGAUGAAGACAAGUCAUAUUCUGAAAUUGAUGGCAUUUUGAAAAAAUUACUAAUUAAAUAA